Molecule: messenger RNA, 2960 nt
Organism: Xenia sp. Carnegie-2017
Lineage: Eukaryota; Metazoa; Cnidaria; Anthozoa; Malacalcyonacea; Xeniidae
Product: POU domain, class 4, transcription factor 3-like
Exons: 4
Coding region: 1277-2260 (327 amino acids)
Biological process (GO): regulation of transcription by RNA polymerase II
Molecular function (GO): RNA polymerase II cis-regulatory region sequence-specific DNA binding; DNA-binding transcription factor activity, RNA polymerase II-specific
Source: RefSeq, a predicted model, not a curated record
AAAUAUAUUUGACGAUUUCAUUUUAUGUCUCUUCUGUUGUUGUAGCGAUAUUGAAAGAGGUGUCGAAGUUUAAUGCGAUUGCUUAUAAAGCAAUUUUUUACGUAGCUCAUUUCAACGUUCAGCUGGUUCUGACCCAUAACAUUGAAAAAUUUUAUAAAGACUUAAGUAAAAGUGACUUUGUCAGCUUGGCGAUAUUUAGAUUCAUGAGAUAAAGACCAGGUGUAGAGGAAACUUUGAAAAUUAUUUUAAUUUUUAUAUUGCUUUGAGUACAUGACUGAAAAAUAAUUAAAAUAUAGGAACAUCAAAGCAUACUUAGAUAUUUUUAUCAAGAUGCAUUCAUGGCGAUUUACAAAAACUGUUAAAGCUUCCUUGUGUUUACAUGAAAGGAUAUGUGAAAAAUUUCCGCACAAACCAGUGAACAUUGCUCCAAUGGACUUUUAAAAGGAUUCAUAAUUUAUAAUCUAUACGUCGUCAAAACAAACAGAAAAUGUACACAUAUUUUGAUAAUGUAACAUUGUUAUAUUCUCUUUUUCUCUUCAAAUUGCAAGUUCGAAUUAAAAUAUUCCAAUGAUUAAAUCUCAUAAACACGAUAAAUCAUGUGUGCAAUAUUAUACAAGUAUUGUAUUAAGAUACAACUUAUGUUGGAAACUAAAAGGAAUUUUCUUGUCACUUUCAAUUGUGUUGCAUGAAUACAACAAUGCUUCUGGUAAUCAGCUUGUGGUUUUCUUUGUCUUAAAUAUUUUUGCAUAAGCAACAAGAUUCAGAUAAAUAAAUAAUAUCAACGAUGGAACUACAAGUGCAUGAAAAUAUUUGUGUCUUUUUGACUUAAAAUUGUUUUUGAUCUCGUUUUCGUAACAAGAAGUCACAGUUGUAGCUGUUCUUAGCUAAGAUAUUUUCAAAAAAUACUAUUGAUUAUCAUAGUAAAAUGCGAAAGACAAUUCAUAUAAAGGCAUGCAUAUUAGUAGAAAAAUGCUUGUAACACUAUGUUUAACAACAUGCUCGUUCAUAUUUAAUGUCAUAUUAAUUCUUGAUAAGCUCGGUCUUAUAUUAAAAGCAACAUGACAAAAAUUCAUCUCAUUUAUGGUUUUACCCUAACGAAGAUGCUGUCAACAACUGGAAGGAGGAUAAUUUUGAUGUAAUGUUGUGGUUCUGUGGUUUUAAACCAACUGAAGCAAACCUUUGUGUCGAUAGUUAAUUUGAAGUGAGUUUCUAUGGCUGCUCUGAUCUCUUCACUUAGUUUCAAAAUCAAUUCAAAACGAAUUUUCCUCCGUCAAAUAUGAGCUUUGAAAAAAAGUUUUGUCCUAGAAAAGGACGAUUGGGAACAACAUCCAAUGGUAUUCCUUACUCCAAUACUGCUGUGUUAAGUGCUUCACAAAGCGUAAAUGAAGCGAGUUGGAUCCCGUCAUAUCGUGGAUCAAAUUCGCUUACGUUUUCAUCAAGAUCUCAAAGUUUGAUUCCUUCAAAUGUUUUCGACAAUUUUGAUGACCCACAUCUCUUGGCCGCAUCACAAACUUUAGACCCAACAAAAUAUCUUACAAAGAGUCCAGCUUCUUCUAAAUCAGCCAGCUAUAUAGGGAUUCAUGGACUACAUUCCAGUCAUGGACAAGAUACAAAUCAAUACGAUCCACACGAUAUAUUGGACCAGAUAUCGGCAUCUCUGCAACCUUCAGUGUCAGAGAACUUUGAUAAAACAUUUGAGAAAGCGUUUGAAAACAGUGGAUCGCCAUCUUUAUCAACCCAACCGUCUCAUCAUGUUUUUCAUGCCGCGAUGAGCCCACCAACAGAAGACAUGAAUCCAAGAGAACUAGAAUGGUUUGCCGAACGUUUUAAACAACGCCGUAUUAAACUUGGUGUAACGCAAGCUGAUGUCGGAGCCGCUUUAGCGAAUUUAAAACUUGCUGGUGUUGGAUCACUGAGCCAGUCAACGAUAUGUCGUUUUGAGUCUCUGACACUAAGUCACAACAACAUGAUGGCUCUUAAACCUGUUCUCACCGCGUGGCUUGAAGAGGCGGAGAAAGCGUAUCGUAGUAAAAAUUAUAAAAGUGAAUUUCUACCUAACUCUGAAAAGAAACGUAAAAGGACAUCUAUCGGUGCAGCAGAAAAGAGAUCGCUUGAAGCAUAUUUUGCUAUGAACGCAAGACCAUCAAGCGAUAAAAUUUCUUCCAUAGCCGACAAACUCGAUUUAUCGAAGAAUGUCGUUCGUGUUUGGUUUUGCAAUCAGAGACAAAAGAAGAAAAGAAUGAAAUUUUCGGUCCAUUAAAAUGAAAGAAAUUCUGUUUUGAUGACAGUAAAGUUGUCAAUGAAAGCGAUGAUUACGAGAUAAGCGAUAAAUACGAUUUUGAAAAAGCAAGGUUAACAUCGUGAAUAAAGUUUCAUUGCUCAAGACAAAUAGAAUUGAAAAUAAUAAGAUGAAAUUACAUCUUUGAUCUUAUCGACUUCUGAUAUUUUCUAUAAACGCGAUAAAUGUCGUCACGACGUUUGAAAAUGUGUUCUUAAAUCAUUCAUCUCAAAAAUUCUCGUCAAAACGGCUUCAGUUUGUUUGUAAAAAUAUUAUAAUUUUGAUUGCUGUGUUUUCACCUGGGUUGAUAAUUCAACAUCUGUGUGAAAGAAACGCCAUGGCAUGCAAGUAAAAUGAGUUUAUGUCGAUGUGAGGUCAUCAAAUGACAUCCAUUGUCAAUUAUUGUGAAUUAUCGCCGUUAAAUGAAAUAUCCUGUUAUAUUUUAAUAUAUUUUACAAUUUUUACGGAUAUUUGUAGAUUUAAUUGAGUAAGCCGAAAAUUUUGCAAAUUAAUAAAAUAACCUCUAUUCAGUCUGUUGCUUGGAAAACUAUGAUAUAAUAGCAUCUACUAUGUUAAUAUGCGUAUGUUCAAAUUAUAUAAUGUAAAUAUUGUGAAUGUUAGAUAUUGUAGUAGAAAUACGAAGAGAAAUAUAAAUAUAAUUUUAUUCAACUACGUUUUUAAA